Molecule: messenger RNA, 5251 nt
Organism: Haplochromis burtoni (Burton's mouthbrooder)
Lineage: Eukaryota; Metazoa; Chordata; Actinopteri; Cichliformes; Cichlidae
Gene: nfe2
Product: nuclear factor, erythroid 2
Exons: 3
Coding region: 1438-2817 (459 amino acids)
Biological process (GO): regulation of transcription by RNA polymerase II
Cellular component (GO): nucleus
Molecular function (GO): DNA-binding transcription factor activity, RNA polymerase II-specific; RNA polymerase II cis-regulatory region sequence-specific DNA binding
Source: RefSeq, a predicted model, not a curated record
CUUUAUUAGAUUUUAUGUUUUUGACAUUUUAGAUAAUACUUUUGCUUUUCAUUUAGUUCUUAAUCUUGAAUUUAAACUCCUUCUGUACAUGAAGGAGCCUUAAGCAACUCACCACCAACAGAGGACUGGAUAAAGCAGAAUACGAUACUUAUAAUUCCAUGUUGCAGGACAUUUACGCAAUUGCAAACAGACUUACUCAGACUCUCCAAACAUUUUUUUUUUUUUGCAUGUUAAAUGCAUGUGGUUUGAUUUUGAAGGUCAGAAACAUUAUAUUAGAUGUUUCAUUCAAAUAAAAAAUGGAAAAUGAAGAAAAGUCCAGCAGAUGAAGAAAACUAUGAGAUUAUAUCACAUUUGGACUAUCUAAGUAAAAUUAUUUAAUGCAGGGAAUUGCAGAUCCUUCGAAGGCUAUAUCUAAAAGAAAUAAACUGUGAUCUGCGGAACCUCAGACACAGCCUAACUUUUUCAUUUUAAAUUAUUUAAUUUUAAUUAGUAGUAUAAUUUCCUGACCACUUUCUAUAAGGAUAUGAGGAUGACAAAUGGAUCUCAUGUCAUUCUUUAAUUGAUGAAAAAACUGCUGCUUGCUCAAAAAUACUUAUUUUUAUUCAUAAAAAUGACCUUUCAACCGCAUGGAUGAAAUAAGAUGAUUAUCAUAAUUUUCGCCCACAAAAAAAGCCUUAAGUCAUCAACCACAAUGUCAAGGAAUAUUCCCACUAUAAUUUCAGUAUUUGUGUUUUAAACAGGGUCAGCACAGAUAAAGAUUGUUAUAUAAAAAGUCUCAUUCAACAGAUAGAGACUAUAGUGGUCUGACAGAAGUGAUGUCCCAUUCAGAACCCUAACUGGGUUUUGAAUGACUGAGCAAACAGCUAUGAAACAUAAAAAAUGACCACAAUGCUGUCUAGCCUAAUUAAAAGAGUUGAGAGAACCAUUACUGGAAACAUGUUAGCCCUGCACCAACAUUUCCAAAGCUGCCACCAGGCCCCCGUUACUCUUAUAGAGCACGCUGUUUUCCCGCAGAUUGUCUUAUCAGCAGUAGGCAUAGCUGCACCCUGAGACAGCUGAUGGGAGGAGUCAUCUCAACUGAACUGAACCUUUUAUGUAGCCCAACAGAACCUUUACAACACCCCAACAGUCGUCUGUUUAGCACAUAUGUGUAAUGUGCUAAAGACUCAUCAGGAAUUUGUGUUUGAAGGAGUGGUGUGACUAAACGGUUCGCCUGUACACACGAGUCAAUGGAGUAAAUGCGUUGUUGGUGAUUUUUUCUGAAUUUCCUUCUUUUUCAGUGUAAUAUUUUUUUCAUGACAUGCUCUUGUCUUUCUCUGCCAGGUUGAAUUUUUGCAACAAAAGCGUCUCCUGAAUGUGUUCCACAGCCAACUAUGUUCUCCCUCUGAGGAGACCCUGUGAGCAGCCACAUCAGGCAAGUUGUGUGGGGGAGUGCCCAUGCCAACUAAUUUCCCUGGAGUGAGAUCUCAUGGAGCUCCUCAAGACACAGAGAUGGAUGUGGCUUGGCAGGAGCUGAUGGCCAUCACAGAGCUGCAGGAGUUCGAAGUCCCUACUGAAAACUCCUAUGAGACAACACAGUACCAAACCAUGGAGCCCAUGGCUUCUGUGGGAGAGUAUGGGAUGGCUCAGCCCCACUCGGAGCCCCCCGCUGCUUGUGAGCUGAGAACCGCUGAGGCUUACAAUGGAUUUUAUUCCGAAGAGGUGCCUACCUGUCAUCGUCUAGGCACCUCCACAGAAACAAUGUAUGGAAACUCUGAACCUCAGCUCCAUCAGAGAAUACUCCCGAUCUCCUCUCACCCACAGCAAUCUUUUGUGCCCCUUAGGGAGCAAACAAAUAUGUCAGGUGUCAAUCAAGGGCACAGGAGAACCAAUGCGUGUCUCACUCAGGGACUACGUGGGCACAUGCAGUGGACUGUACAUGGACAAAAUGCACACACUCGCUCCGGUGAUGACCUGGAGUCCGACUCUGGUCUGUCACUGGGUUCCAGUCCACCUUUGGCCUCUCCAGAUAAUCCUGUUGGUGGCGCACCAGGUUACCAAAGCGUAGACAUAGGAAUGGCAUAUAGUGAUGGCGAACCAGACAGCAUGACUGAGCACACAAGAAGAUCCCACCUCCAUUACUCAGCGGAUUACCAGAAUCAUACUCACUCAUAUUUACACUCAGGUGCACAUCCAGCUUAUUUUUCAGCCCAACCCAUUUUAUCUCAGCCACAGCCGAGUACUCCAACUCCUCGAUCAAUGAAACACCAGGGUUCGGCUGCAGCCUUGAGUGACCUAUACAAUGAUUCUGCAAUGUCCAGCAGAGGAAGCUCACACCUUAACAUGUACAUAAAACCCCAAGGAAGCAUCUCUACCCCUCCCCUGAGCAGAGAUGAGCGGCGGGCCUUAGCUUUGAAGAUCCCCUUCCCCAUGGAUAAGAUUAUCAAUCUACCUGUCGAUGACUUCAAUGAGCUCCUGACACAGUAUACUCUGACAGAUGCUCAACUAGCACUGGUCAGGGACAUUAGACGAAGGGGGAAGAACAAGGUCGCAGCUCAGAACUGCAGGAAGAGGAAGCUCGAAAGCAUAAUUCACCUUGAAAGAGAACUGAAUCAGCUCCAGGCCCAAAGGGAACACCUGGCACAAGAAAGGCUCGAGUUCCAGCGCAGCUUGGCAUUCGUUAAAUGUCGUCUUACAGAUCUUUACACCCAAGUAUUUUCUCAUUUGCGAGAUGAAGAUGGACAACCAUACUCGACAGAUGAAUAUUCUUUACAGCAGACACCGGAUGGUAAAAUUUAUCUGGUACCUCACACAAUGCAGAAGAGAGAGCCAUGCUGAAGAACUGGGUAGUUUCCUUACUCUGGAGAACAUUCGACCCGAUUGUACCGACUUUGACCAAGUCACACAGGAAGUUGUCAUAAGAAUGAGGUUAAGCUUCACAUAAAUGUAUUAAUGGACACUGUUCAUGUUCUUUUAAUGAAUGAAACCAGAGAUUUGUUUUUAUACAAACACUUUAUUAAAAAAAAAAGUUAAAAAAAUAAAAUCUGCACAGCAGCCUUCUUAAAAUAUUUUGAGCGCCAGCAUGAAUUUUCAGCCAACCUGUGGGGAGAAGAGAAAACUACAUUAAUUCAAAUGUAUUAUUAAAAAAUAAAUAAAAAAAUAGAUGUGUCUAUAAGUAGUAAUGUUAGUACCUGGCAAAAACCAUUGUCACAGAAAUGAGGCCAGGUUUUGGGGUCCAUGUCUCGUUACCUUACCUACAUACAAAAUAGAAAUACUGUAAGUAAAACAAUACCCCAAAAAUACAAAAUAUUUGCUCAUUUCAAAGCAUGCAAUAUGUUUGGGCCUCAAUGCACAAUUGGAGGCCAAAUUAAGUCAAAUAGUAGAAUGGUCAUAAAACUUGAUUAAAUUAUUACUGGGCUACAUAUCUCACUACCAGCUACAUGACAAAAUGCAAGAUAUACCAUCAGUAGUUGAGAAGUCUGGUCUUACCUACAAACAGCACUUAAGCCUUUUGGUAGCUGCUGCCUGCUAGACUCAGGCCUCUGUUCUCACUCUCCCCUGCUUCAAUGAUCCUGGCGAUGGUUUUGCUACUUCUCUCCCUCAGCUUGCUUCCAUGGCUAGCCUCAUAGACUUUGCAUGUAAGCUAGCAUUCUCCAGGUGAUCUUUGCAGAAAUCAGGGCAGAGCUUGUACCAAAGUGAUGGGCUCUUUCUGAUGAUGGCAUUUGCGCACCAUUUCUUUGCCCGCCCUUUAACCAGUAUUGCAUAUGCACUGACCUGAGCCAGCAUGUAGGAGACACCGAUAUUGACUUUCCCCGGCCACCUUGUGAUGUAUAUGGCUGAACCCAUUUUCACCUAAUAGUAAACCCUCCCUUUCCCAAAACCACUGAAAAGGCUAACGAGACUGUUAAAAAAACUGAAAGGUGUUUAUUUCAGCUUGAUUUGAUGCAGUUACAAAUAAAAACCAGACUUAAAGAUCUACACAAAACCUCAUUGGAAUGCUUGCUUUCCAUUAACACAAUUGACGAAAAAAGAAAAACAUAAGACAAAAUGUUUAAAUGAAGGCCCUCCAUGAUUUAUCUACUGUACAUCUCUUCUUGCAGCAGCUGUAACCUGCCACAACUCAUAGGCUGAGCAGAUUUAGGAGGUAAACCUGCAGUUGCCCUGUCACUUCGCUUGCUCUCCUCUCCUUGCUCUCCUCUCCUAAGUACUCAGUCCUGUUGAACAAUACGGAACAACAUUGUUAACUGUGCACUGACUUUGUGACCUGACAUCCAGAGUGAAUUUGUUUAAAGGUUAUCUGCACUCAAUGAUUCCCUGCUCACCACAAGCUGUUGUUUUACAUUAAAAAGAGACUCUUAAGGCAUGCUCUCAAGCUCUUACCACUUUGCCAUUUUAAAAUCGUCCUGGACGUCCACCAUAGCCGCUGUUGUUUGAGCCUCCGUAUCCACCUGGAAGCAAAAAACAAAGUCAAAACAAGAGCUCAGCAUACAUAAAAGCAUCUACUUGUGAAGUCUGGGAACUCAUACCAAAGUUCCUGCCGCCGCCACCACCACCAAAGUUGCCCUUCAUGGGGCCAAAGUUAGAGGCCUGGGGGUCGUAGUGGCCCAUGUUGUUGUAGUUAUUGCCGCCGCCACCGCCGCCUCCACCACCACAAUUGCCUGUGAUUACAGAGUUUGUAGGAUUGGUCAACCUCAAGCAAGUUACAAUUCUAGUAAAAGGCAGUGUAAUGGCAUUAUCUUACCAUAACCAUUGCUGUCAUAACCGUUUCCUCCAUAUCCACCACCCUGGUUGUAGCCCUGAUUGUAACCACGGUUACCUCCAUUAUAGCCACCAGGACCACCAGGUCCGCCUCCAUAGCCUAAAAAUAUAAGACAGCCUUAAAAUACACUGUGGAAUUUAAGAAAAGCAAAGAAAAUAGGAAGACACGACAAAACCAUGCUCACCACCAUCACCCCCGUUGCAAUUGUAAGGACCAUCUCCAUAUCGCCCCCUGCCACCUAAAUAAGAUAAUCAUAUGGUUUGCUAUCGCACAGUAUAACAAUCACUCCACUAUCAACAAAAUAAGCCGUACCUUGAUUGAAGCCCCGGUCGUAAUCGUAGGGCCUGCCACCAGUGUUGCGACCUCCUCUCAUUCCCAUACCCAUUCCUGCACUCUGCAUUUCCUGCUUUGUGAGGGCCUUCCUCACCUCACAGUUGUGAGAGUUGAUAGUGUGGUAUUUCUGGACUGUGGAGAGAAUUUUUUGUAAACAAGCCAGCCAACAAUCAAAAGUCU